UACCUGCCUCUGCAGAAGUGUUUAGGGAUGCUUCAACUCCAAAUGCGGCACUGGCCGAUAGGAGGGUGAACACACCUUCCCUCCGGGGCCGCAAAUCCUGCCGCCCGCCCACCUCUGCGAUUGGAUUCUUAAAGAGCCCGCGGGCCCGGGGGCGGAGCCAGCGGAGGCCCGAGCUGGGGCAGUCCUUGGACGAAAAGCCGGAGCGGGCUAGGCUGGGCCCAGGAUGGCCGCGGCCCUGGCGUGGGUCCUGGUGGCGCCUGGUGCGAGUUCCUGAGCUGGUACCAGGCAGGUGACACUUUCUGUGGCCCCCAGCAUGCGGGCAGGACUGGGUCCCACCAUCACAUUGGCCCUGGUACUGGCAGUGGCAUGGGCCAUGGAGCUCAAGCCCACAGUGCCACCCAUCUUCACAGGCCGACCAUUUGUGGUAGCAUGGAAUGUUCCCACACAAGAAUGUGCCCCACGCCACAAAGUGCCACUGGACCUUAGGGCAUUCGAUGUGGAGGCAUCACCUAAUGAGGGUUUUGUCAACCAGAACAUCACCAUCUUCUACUAUGACCGUCUAGGCCUGUACCCACGUUUUGAUGCAGCUGGGACAUCUGUGCAUGGUGGUGUGCCUCAGAAUGUCAGCCUCUGUGCACAUCUGCCCAUGCUGAAGGAAUCUGUGGAGCGCUACAUUCGUACCCAGGAGCCCGGGGGUCUGGCAGUCAUUGACUGGGAGGAUUGGAGGCCUGUAUGGGUGCGCAACUGGCAGGACAAGGAUGUGUACCGCCAGUUUUCACGCCAACUUGUGGCCAGUCGACACCCUGACUGGCCAUCAGACCGAAUAGUCAAACAAGCACAGUAUGAGUUUGAGUUCGCUGCUCGGCAGUUCAUGUUGAAUACACUACGGUAUGUCAAGGCAGUCAGACCUCAGCACCUUUGGGGCUUCUACCUCUUUCCUGACUGCUAUAAUCAUGAUUAUGUACAGAACUGGGAGAGCUACACAGGCCGCUGCCCUGAUGUGGAGGUGGCACGCAAUGACCAGCUGGCCUGGCUCUGGGCUGAGAGUACAGCCCUCUUUCCUUCUGUCUACCUGGAUGAGACACUGGCUUCCUCCAAACAUAGCCGAAACUUUGUCAGUUUCCGUGUUCAGGAGGCCCUUCGUGUGGCUCACACCCAUCAUGCCAACCAUGCGCUCCCAGUGUAUGUCUUCACACGCCCCACAUACACCCGUGGGCUCACAGGACUUAGUGAGAUGGAUCUCAUUUCUACCAUCGGUGAGAGUGCAGCCCUGGGCGCAGCUGGUGUCAUCUUCUGGGGCGACUCAGUGUACACUUCAAGUGUGAAGACCUGCCAGUACCUCAAGAAUUACCUGACACAGCUGCUGGUCCCCUACAUAGUCAACGUGUCCUGGGCCACCCAGUAUUGCAGUUGGACCCAGUGCCAUGGCCAUGGACGCUGUGUACGCCGCAACCCCAACGCCAAUACCUUCCUACACCUCAGUGCCAGCAGCUUCCACCUAGUGCCUGGCCAAACACCUGAGGAACCCCAGCUACGACCUGAGGGGGAGCUCAGCCACGCCGACCUCAACUACCUGCAGACGCACUUUCGAUGCCAGUGCUAUUUAGGCUGGGGUGGUGAACAAUGCCAGUGGGACCAUAAGCAGGCUGCUGGAGGUGCCAGUGGAGCCUGGUCUGGGUCCCACCUCACCAGUCUGCUGGCUCUGGUAACCAUGGCCCUCAUUUGGACCUUGUAGGGGCCUCGAACCUAGCUACCAAUCCAGCUCCUGCCAGAAGGAUCUCCUGGGCAUGUAUGAAUCUGUUAGGGGGUAGACAAAUGAGUCUGGAGGGGGCAGAGCCCCCAGGAUGCCUAAUGGCAUCCAUAC
Nannospalax galili (Upper Galilee mountains blind mole rat) is the source of this 1864-nucleotide messenger RNA. RefSeq names its product hyaluronidase 2 (gene Hyal2). Gene Ontology annotation, biological process: hyaluronan catabolic process; carbohydrate metabolic process. The coding region runs from base 314 to 1735 and encodes 473 amino acids. Gene Ontology annotation, molecular function: hyalurononglucosaminidase activity; hyaluronoglucuronidase activity. The record is from RefSeq and is a predicted model, not a curated record. Lineage: Eukaryota; Metazoa; Chordata; Mammalia; Rodentia; Spalacidae. The transcript has 4 exons.